This is a messenger RNA of Debaryomyces hansenii CBS767, 1182 nucleotides long. RefSeq names its product tRNA-specific adenosine deaminase. Lineage: Eukaryota; Fungi; Ascomycota; Pichiomycetes; Serinales; Debaryomycetaceae. The record is from RefSeq and is a predicted model, not a curated record. Gene Ontology annotation, molecular function: RNA binding; tRNA-specific adenosine-37 deaminase activity. The transcript has a single exon. Gene Ontology annotation, biological process: tRNA wobble adenosine to inosine editing. Bases 1 to 1182 code for a protein of 393 amino acids.
AUGAAUCAUUCGUCCCUUGCUGAUAGAAUAUCGGAGGUAAUUGUUAAUAACUUCAAUGGCUUAAAUAUAAAGUCGGGGAAGCCUACAGUUAGGUCGAACGGUGUACAAGAAUGGACAGUCUUAGCAGGUUUAGUUGCGUUAAUAUAUGACACAAAUGAUACAGAAGAGCCUGAAAUAUACCCAAUAACUAUAGCUACGGGUGUGAAGGCAUUACCUAACAGAUUUAGGGAAUUUUCUGAAGGUGCCAUGGUCCAUGAUCUACAUGCUGAAAUUUUAGCCAUAAGGCUCUUUAAUUGGUUUUUAUUAGAUGAAUGCUCUAAAUUGGUAGACAAAGAUGUUGAAAAUGUCAGCAAAAUAAUUGAAAGAAACAAGUACUCUCAAUUCAAACUUAAAGACGGUAUUAAGCUAGCAUUACUUGUGACAGAACCACCCUGUGGAGAUGCGUCCAUCAGUUAUUUGGCAGAUAACCUAGACAAUAAAGUGCCUUGGAAAGAAGAUAUAACGAAUCCUCGUAAAAGACAGAAGCUCGAUUCAGAUAUGGAAGUGAUACGAGGACGAACGAAUUUCGAUAAAAAAGGGAUCGUAAGAACUAAACCAGGUAGAUCUGACAGUGUAAUAACAUUAAGCAAAUCAUGCUCCGAUAAACUUUGCAUGAAACAACUCAUAGGGAUAACAAACGCUAUCACAAGUCUUUUGUUUCCAGAGGGAAUAAAUCUUGACUAUUUGGUUUUGCCAAAGGACAAGCUUAAGGAAGACGACAUAAAUAGAUGUUUCGACCACAGGUUUAUUAAAAAGCUUGAAGGAGAAAAUAAUAUCCAUCCUCUCAAAGUAAUAGGAUAUAAUAAAGAUGAUUAUCAAUUCCAUAAGCCGAAGAAACAUUCACCAGAUGUCCCGUCACAACUAUCCUUAUUACACGUUAUACCGUCGAAAUUUACACAAGUUCUAAAUAAUGGGGUUAAGAAUGGCAGUUUCAUCAAAAAUAAGCGUCCGAAGGCAAACGGAGAGAGUAUAAUCUGUAACAAGCAACUAUAUAAGAAAGCUCAUAUUCUACUUAAUCAGGACGCCGCCACAUAUGUUGGCUUAAAGAAGACAAAUACUAGGAGACAGGCGUUAAAGAAACGGGGGAGGGAGACCCUCAUCGAUUGGGUUUCGACUGAUACGGAUGAUUUUGACUUACAGUGA